AUGCUGAAAAUAUGUCCUUUCCUGACAACAAGCCUGACUGAAGUACUGACUGAAGUACCUCCGACCUCGGGCCCCUUGACUCCUGCCAUUGAUGUGGGGCGUGACAGCGUCAAGUGGAGGCAGAUUUCAGCGUUUGUUGAAGUGAAACCCCACGUCCGGGAAGGUCCCACCCGACCGAGUGAUGACUACGACAUCCUCCAAAAUCUUGAUAUCCUCGUCAGUGUAAUCCUUCAGCUCACAACACACAUGACUGCCUAUCAUAUCGGACACGACAGGUCGGCUCGCUUGCUUGAAGGACACCCGUACUACCAGUUCAGGUAUCCCUCCUUCCUAGUUAGCAUGGGCGCAGCCGGUGACACGCGUCUGUGGAAGACCGAGGGUCCCCCUAUAUGGUCUUCCUUGUCUUUACUAGGUCGCGGUACAGCCACGUGGAGAGCCGUAUUGGCCGAGAACAAGCCAAGGAAGAAGGAAGUUGUUGUUAUCUUGAAAACCUUAUGGAGGUCGCAAACUCGGGAAAGCGAAUCCAACAUUUAUAGCCGUAUCAAGUCACCUUUGCCAGGCGUCGCUGAAUUCAGUCUUGGGGCUGAUGUUUGCAUUCCCCUAGGAAUGGAGACCAAUGCUCGUGUUACGAUCGGCACCCUCCGUUCACUCAUUCUCAAUGAUGAUGCUGGCGUUCCCGAUGAUCCUGUCCUCCAUCGUCUCGCGCUGGAAACUGCGGGAUGCCCCUUGUGGGAUGCCGACACAACGAAAGAUUUUAUUUUAGGGUCUCUUGCUGCGCUCAAAGGACAUCAAGGACUAGUGGAGCAAGACAUUCUUCAUCGAGACAUGAAUCCAGGCAAUAUCUUUGUCGGUGGUCCGGAUUGCGCUGAAGGAUGGGAGGGGUUUGUCGCAGAUCUCGAGCUUGCUUCGGUGGCACACCCAGGGACUCAAACCGUAGUCUCAUUGCAUACGCUCUCCCCCGUUGCCGGCCAGUUGAACACUGGAAGUGUAUUUCUGGAGGAAACCGUUCCUUCGAGCUCAAAGGCUCCUGGCGCAGAGAUCACAGGUACUGCUUUGUUCAUGGCUGAAGAACUCCUAUCCAUGAUGCUUCUCCCGGACAAGAAGAAAAUUCGACCAGCCCAAAGCAAACGCGAGGUGCAUCAUGACCUGGAGUCAUUCAUUCUUGUUCUUUUCUAUUCGAUCAUGAAACGUGGUCUGGAGCGCCGACUUUGGCACAAGAAUCCAGACGAAGAAUUUGAGAUACGAGAACUUUACCGUACUUUGUUCGGCGGCCAUACUAUUCGGCUCAUCAAACUAGGACGGUCCUGCUUUCUCGAUGCAAGAAACCCCCCUGUAUAUCUUUUAGAUGUCCUGGACUCGCCAACGGAACAGCUACUUUAUGGAUGUUGGAGGCUUUUGCAAAUCCAGCGGUCCUCCAAUGUUUCUACGAAUGAACGUAGAGCGAAAAUUGAUCAGAUGAUGCAAUGGAAGAUUGGCUCGGAGGAGCGGAAGGUGAUCACUUAUGAGCAGUUGUACAAGCUCUACGACCAAGCGAUCAGCGAGCUUUCAAGGGUUCACUAGGGAUUGUGUACUUUUAUUCUGUCGUCGAAGAGAAAGAAUUCCAUAAAGUCAAUGUGAUAUAACCCAUAGGAUGCUGGUGAUUAUUUACGAUGUAUACAAGGUAAUAUUUGUCCAUCCAAACGGUUCACUGGUUUCCACUCUUGUACGUUUGGUAUAACGCCGCAGACUGUGAAGUCGACCUGCACAUAUGGGUUGAAAAUUGAAAAUUGAGUCAGCAGUUUGAGCGGUACGUCGCAACAGUGAGUCAUGUUUCUAGUCCAGAGUCGAUCAGUCCUUCGUACUGCUCGAGUAACGCGACUCGCUCGGUUCUAUUGCGGGACUGCUAUGACGCGGCGUAUCCCAGGAGAUGCGGUGAUAUGAGAAAUGGAAUUGGGUCACAGUUGCAGGUUCUACCGGAAUUUGU
This is a messenger RNA of Suillus bovinus, 1963 nucleotides long. RefSeq lists its product as uncharacterized. The coding region runs from base 1 to 1560 and encodes 519 amino acids. Lineage: Eukaryota; Fungi; Basidiomycota; Agaricomycetes; Boletales; Suillaceae. The transcript has 3 exons. The record is from RefSeq and is a predicted model, not a curated record.